This is a messenger RNA of Penicillium psychrosexuale, 990 nucleotides long. RefSeq lists its product as uncharacterized. NCBI's taxonomy places the organism in Eukaryota, Fungi, Ascomycota, Eurotiomycetes, Eurotiales, Aspergillaceae. The coding region runs from base 1 to 990 and encodes 329 amino acids. The transcript has a single exon. The record is from RefSeq and is a predicted model, not a curated record.
AUGCCUUCCUUGAUGGAUCUCCCCCAGGAGAUCCGUGCCAUGAUCUUCGAAGAGGUAAUCAACGGCCAUCGAAUCCCACCCAAAUACCCAUCCGAAUCGAACAUGUUGCGUGCUUCGGACGUACCUCGCACAUUGCCUAUGGAGUUAUAUCACGAGAAGCGUGAUACACACAGCCUAUCGAACUGUCUCUCUCUGCUCCUGACAAAUCGUCAAGUCUCGGUGGAAACCCAAUCGGUCCUCAAUCGAAUGAAGAAAACCACCUACAUUCUUGACCUUUCGGUUCUAAAUGAAAUGCAUAUGUUUUCAACCUGGAUUUCAGUCCCACGGCUUACGACCCGUCUCUCUACGCUGCACAUAGACAUGCGCUUCUUUGGACGCAUCGUCACCAGUAAAGAGGCGCUUUAUUCUGGAAGCACUACCUUCUCUCUCAAUCACUGUUUUUACCGCUACUUGGACCGAUUCUUGACAUAUGGACCAGUGGGUAGGAAAGAUGGCCGUGAAGACUCCUAUGAGGAUGAGGACCGUGGAAUCAUCGUUGAAAACCUCGUCCUCGACUUUCACUCAGCGGAGACGGAACUACCAUUUCCCCCUGGUCACAUGAGUUAUGAAGAUUGGGAGGCCAAGCGUUGUGGCAACCCCAGGUGUGACGAUGAACAGAUGGAUGAGGUUCUGAAGUACAAAACACGUCCACAGUGGCCUUUGUCUGCAAUGAGACUUUGGUUGGCAUUUAUAACUAAAAUGGGCUACGGAGUUGAAGAUUAUGGGUCAAUUUUAUAUGAGAGUAUUGGUACCAUCUCCCUGCUUCUGAAUGGACGGUUGGAGACUGCUUUUGAUCUUGCGGAUCAAUUGGCAGAGGUCCCCAAUGAGAUGUACGAUCGGUAUUCGAACUUUAAUGUUCCUAAGUUUCAGAAGUGGAGAGAAAGGACGCUUUCAAGAAGAGAAGCGGUCGGACUUCGUACUGUGCAGCCACGGGACCUCUGGUCUAGGUAA